GGCUGGAGCAGAUGAGCCAGUGACCACAGACUUCUUAAGGUGACCCAGGGGUGCGGCUUGGGCCUGUGGGAACUUGGUUGGCCGUGUUUAACCCCUCCCUAUCCCACUGCAUAGUGUGAGGAAGCUGCAGGAAGUGCUGUGUGGAGGUGGUCCUCCCACAGCUGGGGCCCUGAUAGACUCUAGUGUGGAAGCCUCUGCCAUUCAAGACUGGGCCAAGAGCAAAAGAAGCGGACACUGGCUACAUGGAGUGGACAUACAAGAGUUAACUGGCGGGGUGUGACAGGGCGAACCGCCUUCAGGAAGUGUUACUCACCGCCAGGAAUGUGCACGCCUGUGCCUUGGGGGUUGGAUUCUCUUCCUGAGUCCCAGGAGAAGCUGAAGGAGCUCCCAGCCAUGGAAGACCCUGGUGAGACCGGAGCACACCCUCUGGGAGCCACCAGCCUGAACUUUGUACCUGGGUACCAACAGGAAGAAAAGCCAUCUCCAGACCCACUGUAUGACACACCUGAUGCCAGAGGGGUUCAGGCAGGCGGGUCCCAGCAACCAGCACGCACAGUGAGCUUGCGGGAGCGGCUGCUGAUCACCCGGCCUGUGUGGUUACAGCUGCGGGCCAACGCUGCAGCCGCACUGCACGUGCUGAGGACAGAGCCUCCGGGGACCUUCCUGGUGCGGAAAUCUAACACUCGCCAGUGCCAGACUCUAUGUGUGCGGCUGCCAGAAGCUAGUGGCCCCUCUUUUGUCUCCAGCCACUAUAUCCAAGAGAGUCCUGGCGGCAUCUCUUUGGAGGGCUCAGAGCUCACAUUCCCGGACCUGGUCCAGCUCAUCUGUGCAUACUGUCAUACCAGGGACAUUCUUCUCCUCCCUCUCCGACUCCCCAGAGCCAUUCAUCAGGCAGCCACCCACAAAGAGCUGGAGGCUAUCUCCCAUCUGGGCAUGGAGUUCUGGAGUUCCUCUCUCAACACCAAGAACCAACAGAGACCUUCAGAAGCUCCGCAGAUACCCCGGCUGAAGGCUCGCUCCCCUCAAGAGCUGGAUCAGGGCACUGGUGCAGCCCUCUGCUUCUUCAACCCCCUCUUCCGGGAUCUGGGCCCCACCAAACGUGAGAAAUUCAAGAGGAGUUUCAAAGUGCGUGUAUCCACAGAGACCUCCAGCCCUCUGUCUCCACCUGCUGUGCCGCCUCCUCCAGUCCCGGUUCUGCCAGGGACAUCUUCCAGCCAAACGGAAAGACUGCCCCCUCGACAGCUGCUGCAGAGGGAGAGCUCAGUGGGAUACCGUGUGCCAGGAAGUGCUGCUGGCCCUAGUCUUCCUCCCCUACCUUCACUUCAGGAGGUGGACUGCUGCUCCCCCAGCAGCUCAGAGGAGGAGGGUUCUUCAGGAAGCCCUACAACCUCCCCACGCCUAAGCCGCCCAAGGCACCAGCGGCCUCUGCUUCGGUCCAUGAGUUCUGCUUUCUGCUCUCUGCUGGCACCAGAGAGGCAGGUGGGCCGGGCAGCUACAAUGCUAAUGCAAAACCGAUACACAGCUGUGGGUCAGCUAGUGCAGGACCUACUGACCCAGGUUCGGGUUGGUCCUGAGCCCCGGGAGUUGCAAGGCAUCCGCCAGGCCCUGAGUCGGGCACGGGCCAUGCUGAGUGCAGAGCUGGGCCCUGAGAAACUGCUACCACCGGAGCGGCUGGAAUUGGUCCUGGAGAAAUCCCUGCAUCGCUCUGUUCUCAAGCCUCUUCGACCCAUUCUAGCUGCCCGCCUGCGGCGCCGACUUUCCACAGACGGUUCCCUUGGCCGCCUAGCUGAGGGCUUCCGCAUGGCCCGGACCCAGGGGCCUGGAGCCUUCGGGUCCCACCUGAACCUUUCUUCCCCAGUGGAGAUAGAACCAGUGCGUCAGAAGCUGCUGCAGCUCCUUCGUGCCUACUCGCCUAGUGCCCAGAUCAAGUGGCUCCUGCAGGCCUGCAAGUUGCUAUACACAGCCCUGAAAACCCAGGCAGGGGAGAAUGCAGGCGCUGAUGAGUUCCUGCCUCUCUUGAGCCUUGUCUUGGCCCAGUGCGACCUUCCUGACCUCCUGUUAGAAGCUGAGUAUAUGUCAGAGCUACUGGAACCCACGUUGCUCACUGGGGAGGGCGGCUACUACCUGACUAGCCUCUCAGCCAGCCUGGCCUUGUUGAGUGGCCUAAGCCAGGCCCACGCACUGCCACUCAGCCCUGCCCAGGAGCUCCAACGUUCUCUGGCCCUCUGGGAACAGCGCCGCCUGCCGGCCACCCACAACUUCCAGCACCUCCUCCGAGUAGCCUACCAGGACCCCAGCACAGGUUGCACCUCCAAGACCUUGGCUGUGCCCCCGGGGUCUUCGAUUGCCACCCUGAGUCAACUCUGUGCCACCAAGUUCCGAGUGAUCCAACCGGAUGCAUUUGGCCUCUUUCUCUACAAGGACCAGGGCUACCAUCGCCUGCCCCCUGAAGCCCUAGUCCACAGGCUUCCCACAACUGGUUACCUCAUCUACCGCCGGGCAGAGCGCCCCGAGACCCAGAGGGCUGCAACAGAGAAGACCAAGACAGGAAAUGAGAGGCCAGAGGCAGGAGCAUGGGAGGAGGAGAAAGGGGGUCUAAAUGGUGAAGGGAAAUCUGAGAUAGCUGUUGACCAAGAAGGCAAGGAUCAGGCCAGAGGAGGUCACGUGCAGCUAGAGGAACAAAAGGCAGAGGGAAGCCCGGCUUUAGAAGAGUAGCCAGGAACAGCCAAAAGGAUUACCUGGGUCUUCAGGAGCCUCUAAGUCCACUCUGCCCAGCUGCCGAGCUUCCUUCACUACUCACACACAGUUCUCUGUGAUGUCUGCCACUGCCUCUAGCUGAUCUUCAUGAGUCCACCUGCUAGGGAACAGGGAGCUCACCAUAUAGACGAAGGCAGCGUUAAAAGAGUUGGGAGACUGCCAGACCCUCUGUUCAGGGCCCCUGGCUUCUGUCUUCCCCCGUAGCCCACAGGGAUAAAUGUGUCUGGUAAGGAAAAAUUCCACCUGAUAGCCAGCUUCUGACAUAGGGGGACAGUAAUCCCAGCCUCUUUUGCCUCUCCCACUGCCCAUGAGCACAGGCAGGUGCUGGAGCAUCAAGACCUUUUACAGCUCUAGCCUCCUAGUUUCAGGGGUCAGGGAACCAGCGGAAUGGCAGCAACACUCCCCAAACUAACAGCGCUACCCAGACACGGCAUCUGCUGUUCAGAGAAGGGAUAUGGCUGCUGUUCUGCACGGUUCCUGAGUGACCCAGGGCCUACAGGGGUGGUCGGCAGCUCAGCUUAGGCAGGGGAAAGAGAGGAGGGAAUGGGUGUCAGUAGCCAUGGCGGUUGGUCCGUAGGUUGCCUCCCUCACCUGUGUCUUCUUCCCCGGGGCAGUUCAGAGAUGGUUAUUGUCCUGGA
This is a messenger RNA of Rattus rattus (black rat), 3395 nucleotides long. RefSeq names its product Ras and Rab interactor 1 (gene Rin1). The record is from RefSeq and is a predicted model, not a curated record. Gene Ontology annotation, cellular component: cytosol; endocytic vesicle. Gene Ontology annotation, molecular function: small GTPase binding; guanyl-nucleotide exchange factor activity. Gene Ontology annotation, biological process: vesicle-mediated transport; signal transduction. Lineage: Eukaryota; Metazoa; Chordata; Mammalia; Rodentia; Muridae.